CGUGUCUUUUGCCAUUAUAAUAAUAACGAUAAUAAUAAAACCAUUAAAACUGAAAGAUAAUUAAUGAAAUUAAAAGAAGAAGAUGUCCAACACUACCAUACGUUGUCCGCUACCUCUAACUCAUAAAGAAAAAACUUGGGAAUAUCAACAAUAUUACUUAGGAGAAAAAGAUGAAGAAAAUAGAAAAUGCGGAGAAGGCCAGCAUCACUGGUCUGGAGCUAAGUCACUAGAAUGUUAUACUGGAAAUUUUAUUCGAGACACUAUGCACGGUUUUGGCGACUACCGCUGGCGUUACCAAGGCCCUGAAAACGCUUGUUUUACCUACGAGGGACAUUUUUAUUGCAACAGGAUGAAUGGCUAUGGAACGAUGUCUUAUUCCGAUGGAAGGACAUUUUAUGGUUUAUUUUUUAAUAAUGUACGUUGGGGUCCAGGAAUACAAUCUCACGCUGACGUCCGCGAGGACGUUGGUCUGUGGCGUUUCGAUAAGCUUGUGAGGCUGGCAUGGCGACCUGAAGGUCCCAGCGUCGUGCCGGAGUUUAUUAACACAAACACUGGACGAACAAUUGUCGAAUCACACAGGAUUGUGCUUGCCACAGAUAUUGAAAUAAUUGGUGAGGCCAACAAAGCUAUAGAGCUUCUUAAGAAAUGCGGUGCAGACCCGCGGUUAGCUGCGGAGAAAUGGAGUAAAGUCUAUCCCAAAUAUUGCACAGAUCUUUCGAGCCCUUUAUGUUAUACUGAAGCUUUUGACUGGAACUAUUAUAAAGGAAAAUUGUAUACGUUAAAAGAGGUGGAUUUGCUUCCUGAAAAAGCAAAAAGUGACCAAAACAGUGCGGAUACUUCAGAACAAAGUAGUACCUAUUAUUAUGCUUGGAACAAUAACAAUAUGAUGCUAAACAUGAUGAAGCACAGUUUUAAGCACGAAAAACAGCGGUGCAGCAUAACAAUAGAUUUAAAUCACAUUUUAUCAGGAUAUCGGAAACAGUUUAAAUCAGCUGGAGAAUACGAAAUAAAUUGCAGGACAUUUCUUAUGGCUGCUUUUCUGGACCAUAUCGAGAAUGUUGCUCAGUUAGUUAACGAAAAAAAUGUUAAUCCAGACGUGUCUGAUGCUCAAGGAAAUUCAGCUAUUAUGUAUGCCACUGUUGGAGAUCAACCUGAUGUUAUACACUUCCUAGUGGAGGCUGGGGCAAAUGUUGAUUUUUAUAACGACGGAUGUUGUACACCUCUGGGGAUGGCCUUGAUGCGAUAUGUCUGCACUGAGAACGAUGUACCACCCAGCGGAAUGUUACAAGCUUUAUUACCGCCUUCUCUAACACAACCUCCAAGUAACGUACUUGAGUGGAACAUGACACGUGAACAGAUAUCUAUUACACCUGGUACAUUACCAAAGAGUCCAAGUAAAAGUAAUAGAAGUAUGAGCUCGAAGAAAAUCAAAUCCUUAUUAUCGAUUAAGGACCAACCGGGAAAUAGAAGGAAAGCUGAAAUUGCUCAACCUAAAGUUCUCAAUCCUAUUUAUCAAUCAGAUGAGUCCAUAUCUGAAGACAAAACAUUGUAUAACAGUAUACAUCGUGAAUUUUCUAUUAAAAUUACUGACAUGUAUACAAUGUCCAAUGGCCCUGUUCAGUAUUUUUUUGAUGUCACUGAUAUGAUUCAACAAACUGAAAUAGAUGCUUUUGAAGAUGAUCGUAAGAAAAUAGCGGAAAAAAGCUUGAAAAACAUGUUUUCCGCGAAAAACGUUAAAGAUGCGAGAAAAACAAGCAAAGAAAUUAUGUGGCAACAAACCGAGAAAGAAGAAAUUUCAAUAACUAGUGCCGAGAACAUAAAAUCAAACAAGUUAACAAAAACAAUGAGUACAAUUUUACAAUUAUUAUCGGACGGGGCGAAUCCAAGAUUAGUGCGAUGUCCACAACCAGCUCUUUUGAUGGCGGUUAUGUCUAACUCUCCUGAUUUGAUACGACACUUAGUACAUUAUGGGGCGGACAUUAACGAAAAAUUCCAUCAGGUGUUAGAUUAUACUCCUUUGGAUGUAGCUGUUUCACGUUUAUUAAGCUACGAUAAUCUUGAAAUGGUGAGAGUGAUUUUGGAAUCAGGUGCUAAUGCACAGCACAGGAUAAUUUAUAAUCAUCAUGAAGACCCAAAAAAUGAAAAAUUAGAUGGGCCUACACUUUUACACGUUGUUUUAGCAAAAAAGGCUGACAACGAAAUUGAAGAAGAUAUCCGUCUUCAUCUAUUAGAACUUUUACUUCAGUAUAACUGCAGUCCCAUAACAUUUUACAAAGGUCGUUCAGCGCUUGACGUAGCGAUGUGCAAAAGCAAUGAUAUUCUGAAUAUUAUUAUAAAAAGCCCAAAAACUGACCUGAAUUCUAUUAUAAAUACAAAUAACCAAAGUAUUCUUGUGAAAAUGUUUAGUUUUCCAUACUUUAAAAGUAUAACGAGUGCAUAUAGACUACAACUGCUUACAGACCUUCUAUUAUUCGGAGCAGAUCCGUUGCUAAAAUGCCAAAAUUGUGAAGAGACAUACCAAAAUAUAUUUGUUAUAACCAAACAAAUAUUUUAUGAAAUGGAACGAUCUCAUUCUAAAACAGUUGGCCUCCCUGCGAAGGCAUCAGAUACCAAAGUCAGUAAAAAGGCUGGAAAAUUGAAAAAAGAUGAAAAGUCGUCUACCAAAACAACUGGUAAAAGCGCCGAUGAUGUUGAAGACUAUAGACAGGCGGUUGACCUUGUAACUGAAUGUGCAAGGCUUAUCUACAUUCGAUGGCUGCAAAGCAAACUUAUGAAAGAACUUAUUGUUACUAUAGAUAGAUAUAAACACCGACACUGGUAUAUGAUAUUAAAGUCUUGUCAAGGUACGCUAAGCACGGGACUAUGGAUUUCCCCUCAACGCUGUUUGGAAAUAUGGGACAUUUUAUCCGACACCAAAAAGAGGAUAUACAACGAUAAACGUAUUAUGACACAUGCACUUAGUAUCGUUUUAUUUCUGUCGUGGCAGAAUUAUGGUCGACGGACCAGUAACGUGGCUCCCGAUACAAUACUUACUACACAAGUAAAUGACGCUAUAGAAGCCGACGUCAGCCGACUUUUACUUCAGCAUAAAGCUGACAAGAAAAUGAAGACAUCCAUGCUUCAAUUGAAACUGAAUUACGUAAAGCCCGAGUUAGUUAAAGACGUAAAAAAAUUUGAUGUCUGCUUUGAAUGUAUCCAACCACUAAACGAAGACAAAAUUUUAUGUACUGGCUGCAAGCAAAUUUUUUUUUGUUCCUAUGAUUGCAUGAAAUCCAAUGUCGACCGAUCAAAUUGUCAUCCAUGUAGCGAUUAUUUGAAAAUCAAAUAUUUCUCCAGCCCUAAUGAAAGCUACGUUCAUGUAAAAUAAAUAUUACGUAUUCUUCUUUAAUAAAAUAGCAUCCUCAUA
Messenger RNA from Pararge aegeria (speckled wood butterfly), 3406 nucleotides. RefSeq names its product ankyrin repeat and MYND domain-containing protein 1-like. The coding region runs from base 83 to 3367 and encodes 1094 amino acids. NCBI's taxonomy places the organism in Eukaryota, Metazoa, Arthropoda, Insecta, Lepidoptera, Nymphalidae. The transcript is spliced from 15 exons. The record is from RefSeq and is a predicted model, not a curated record. Gene Ontology annotation, molecular function: protein binding.